AAUAGAUUACAUGCGGAAGUAAAAUAAGGAAAACAAACGAGCUAUUCCAUUCUUCGUAGUUUAGGAAGAGGGAGAGAAAUCGGCUUUUGGUUCUAUAGGUGAAGUAGCAGUCUGCUGGACAUUACGACCUAAGACGCCAACAAUAAAGAUGGAGGUUUUAUUUGGGCGGAGAAAGACCCCAGAGGAGAUGCUGAGACAGAAUCAGAGAGCAUUGAACAGAGCCAUGAGAGAUCUGGACAGAGAGCGCCAGAGGAUGGAGCAGCAGGAAAAGAAAAUCAUAGCUGAUAUUAAGAAAAUGGCAAAACAGGGACAGAUGGAUGCUGUGAAGAUCAUGGCUAAGGACUUGGUUCGCACCAGGAGAUAUGUGAAGAAAUUCAUCAUGAUGAGAGCCAAUAUCCAAGCAGUCAGUCUUAAAAUCCAAACCCUCAAGUCAAACAACAGCAUGGCACAGGCCAUGAAAGGAGUCACCAAAGCCAUGGCCACGAUGAACAGACAGUUAAAGCUGCCACAAAUUCAGAAGAUCAUGAUGGAGUUUGAGCGCCAAAGUGAAAUUAUGGACAUGAAGGAAGAAAUGAUGAAUGAUGCAAUUGAUGAUGCAAUGGGAGAUGAGGAUGAUGAAGAGGAAAGUGAUGCUGUAGUUUCCCAAGUGCUGGAUGAGUUGGGUCUGAAUCUUUCAGAUGAACUCUCAAGCCUGCCAUCUACUGGAGGAAGUCUUUCAGUUGCUGCUGGGAAGAAAGCUGAGCCACAGCCAACUUUGGCAGAUGCAGAUGCUAACCUGGAGGAAAGACUAAAUAACCUCAGAAGAGACUGAGGGAGACUUUAGGGUGGAAAUGUGCAUAAAGUUUUGUAACAGCUUACCAUAGUGUUCAUAGAUUAAGUAAGAGGACAGAUGGGCACUGCAGUAUUUGGAUGCAGUGUCAUUCCCCCCCCCCCCCCCCCCCCUUUUUUUUUUUCCCCCAACUGUAAAUGUGCUAUAUGUUGGUCUACCAAACAAGUGCUCAAAACAAAGAUUUAUCUUCAGUUUUCAGCACCUUGCUGAAACUAGCAGCAGUAUAAAACACUAGUAUGUUAACCAAAAAAAAUGUAUACAAUCUGCUGCUUAGUGAAAUAAAGACGUAAAAAAAGGCUGUUAUUUUAUAUAUGCCAUGUCACUGUAAUACCAUUUUAUGGUUUUCUUAUAGAACUAAUUCUUGCAAGCCUGGUGGUUUGUACAUUUUAAUCAGAAUGUUUAACCUUUGAGCUGGAUCGAGUUCAUGAUCAGAAAAUCCUUUUGCUACAUUUUCCUAAAUGUUUCGCACAACAGUAUGUAAUGAGCCAUUGGGAUUUGGUAUCUAAAUGAUGGUUCUUAAUUUCUCUUUAAAAAAAAGUGUACUUUAAUGUAUUUAUCAGCAAGUAAAUCAAAUGGGGAUGUUUUGCCUUGUUUUUCUUUUCUUAAUAAAUAUUUUUCACAUUUA
Molecule: messenger RNA, 1454 nt
Organism: Neoarius graeffei (lesser salmon catfish)
Lineage: Eukaryota; Metazoa; Chordata; Actinopteri; Siluriformes; Ariidae
Gene: chmp2a
Product: charged multivesicular body protein 2A
Exons: 6
Coding region: 149-811 (220 amino acids)
Biological process (GO): protein transport; endosome transport via multivesicular body sorting pathway; late endosome to vacuole transport
Cellular component (GO): multivesicular body; ESCRT III complex
Source: RefSeq, a predicted model, not a curated record